This is a messenger RNA of Magnolia sinica, 986 nucleotides long. Its product is annotated as VQ motif-containing protein 8, chloroplastic-like. Lineage: Eukaryota; Viridiplantae; Streptophyta; Magnoliopsida; Magnoliales; Magnoliaceae. Gene Ontology annotation, cellular component: nucleus. The record is from RefSeq and is a predicted model, not a curated record. Bases 139 to 777 code for a protein of 212 amino acids. The transcript has a single exon.
UCUGUCCUCCCCGCCCUAUAUAGGUGAGUAUUCAUCUCUCUUUCUUCCAGAAACAGCAAACCUCUCUCUAUCUCUCUCCAUUUCACCAUAUCUGCGCUAUUCCCUUUUGACUCUCCAUUCCUCUCUCACACCAUAACCAUGAGCCCUUCACAAUUCCACAAAGAUUACCAAGCUCGACGUGAGAUCAAUGGCUCUCGGCCCAUCCCUUUGAAAAUCAAUCAGGAGUCCCACCUCAUACACAAACCACCAUCAUCAUCUUCUUCUUCAUCCACAUCCUCGUCAUGUCUCUCCAUCGCUGCAGCUGUGACCAAGCAAUCUCAAAACCAGCAACGCCAACCGGUAAUAAUCUACACCCACUCGCCUAAGAUCAUCCACACGCAGGCCAGCGACUUUAUGGCUCUAGUGCAAAAGCUCACUGGCCUGUCUCGGUCCGAAGACCCAGCUCCACAGUCCCAGCCAUCUGAGGGUGGUAAUACUUCCUCUGAUGGUUGCAGUGGCCCAAGGAUCAUCGGUCACGAUGACGGGACAUCAUCUUCAGCCAUUACAGAUGAGAAAUGUGGUGGAGGCGACGUGGGGGCCAGCUCAACGUCAGUAUCAUCUCUUUUCGCCAUGCCCAAUCUAUCUGAAAUACCUCUAUUCACGCCAAAUCCAACAGAUUUCUUCUGUUCAUCAAGGCCAUUUUUCAGAUACCCUGAUUCUAUUUUCUCUCCUCCGAACAUGGGGAAGUCGAUCUCACCACCGGUUUUGGAGGCAAUGAAAGCAUUCCCGGAGUAUUGAAAUUCAAAUAUUGUUGAAGGAAGAGAAUUCUAUAGGAUUCGCCAGGCUGCAUAGAUUUUCAUGUUUAUAGAUGGUUUUUAUUCUUUUUUAUUCUUUUUUUUUUCUUUUAAUAUAUUUUGUGUGAUAAUUUAUGCUCGGGUACUGAAUUUUGAGCAUGAAAUGUGGAUUAAUAUAAAUUUAAUUUAUUUUAUGGGCUGACCCAAAUGACA